Messenger RNA from Angiostrongylus costaricensis, 993 nucleotides. Lineage: Eukaryota; Metazoa; Nematoda; Chromadorea; Rhabditida; Metastrongylidae. The record is from the annotation of a GenBank genome assembly.
AUGGAUGCCCAGAUUUACAUUAAUCGCUCUUUACGACUAGACAAGAUUAAAAGCAUAGGAUUCGAUAUGGAUGCAACUCUAGCAAUUUACAAUUCUCCUCAAAGCGAGGAAUUGGCUUUCAUUCUCUCCAUUAAUAGGCUAGUUGAUAUUGGCUAUCCAGAAGAACUCCGGGAAACGAAGUAUCAGGCGGAAUUUGUUGCGCGGAAUGCGUGGUUCGACAAGAAAUUCGGAAUGCUUUUGAAAACCGACGAACAUUGUAAUAUUCUCAGCGCCUUCCAUGGAUUCAGGAAGCUUCAAAAAACUGCUUGUUUCAAAUAUUUUAGGAAGGAGAUCCGUCGACUAUAUCCGAACAAGCAUGUGGCCUUAGACGAGUCUCGAAUUUAUGUCCUGAACACGGUAUUCAAUGUUCCUGAAGCUCUCCUUCUUGCUGCAAUAGUUAACUAUUUUAAUACUCACGAAGAAAGUUACACAGCAUUGGCAGAGGAAACAGGAUUCAAGAGGAGAGAUAAGAACCAAGUUAUUCCAUACUCGACAAUAUUUAAUGACUGUAGAAAUGCCAUAGAUUGGAUUCACACUGAGGCUUUAAUGAGUCAUGUGAUGGGUUCAAGAUGGAGAGAGUUGUUUGAUGUUGUCAUUGUGGAUGGCAACAAACCAAAAUGGUUUCUACAAGACAUUCCAUUCAAAGAGAUUGACGUAGCAACUGGAGCGACCAGCAUCGGAGUCCAUAGCGGUGCAUUGACAAAAGGAGAAGUUUACAGUGGAGGUUGUGCAUCGGAAUUUAAACAUCGUAUGAAUUUGCACGGUAAAGAUAUCCUUUAUGUUGGAGACCAUAUUUUCGGCGACGUGCUCAAUAUUACUGUCGUCACCGGUGAUGAUUUGGACAUUUAUCUCAAGAAGAAUCUUUUCUCGCUUCUUCGGGCUCGAGAAUUUGGGAGCAGAUGCGAUGGAGAUAAGCAGGGGACCAAUUCAUUCAGUGACACUUUGAUCUAUUAA